Molecule: messenger RNA, 3044 nt
Organism: Striga asiatica
Lineage: Eukaryota; Viridiplantae; Streptophyta; Magnoliopsida; Lamiales; Orobanchaceae
Source: the annotation of a GenBank genome assembly
AAUAACUCCAAAUUAUUUGCAUCAUCUGUCACAAUUUCGCAAUUAUUAAUUUUUUCCAAAUUUGAUAAUUUUUCCCGUAAAUUAUCUCCCUACUGUAAACGUGCCCCACCUUUUUUCAUACGCCGGCACACAGCCAAUUAUUAAACAGUAGAGAAAAAAAAGGGAUUUUAAUAUUCGCAUUUGAGUUUCUCUCUCCACGCUAUUUUUUUGUUUUUUCUUUUGUGUGUGGACGCAGUCGCCGGAACUCUGUUUCUUCUUCUUGUUCUUCGUCUUCUUCCUCCCCGUGGAUCUAAGAAGAAAAAAAACAUUAAUCUGAAUCUCAUUUCUGUUAAUUUACAAGUUUGUUCUCGAAUUUUGUUUGCUUAACGCCGUUGGUGUUUUCCGAUUCUGUUUUUUGUAGUGCGAAAAACUAGUCUCAUUGUGUGGUGAUUGCUGUUGAGUAGGAGCUUUUGUUCUGAAUUUACUGGUGUGUGUGCGUGUGUGUGUUUGUGUAUGAAAUGAAGUAGUUUGUUAAUUAUCUGAGUUAGCUAGGUUUUGUAAGGGAGCAGGUUUUUGACCUGCUAGCAUUAGUUUGGAUAUAGGCCCGGGCUCGAGGCUCGGGAAUAGGAAGUAUGCUUAUGGAGAAGGGACUUCUGGCUCAGGAUGUGGAAUUGAACUGCGGUGGUGCUGCAGGCGGCAGCUACUUACAGAAAUUCAGACUCUAUGAAACUCGCUCGAACUUCUAUAUGAUUGGACGAGACAAGAAUAGAACAUGUUGGAAGGUCUUGAAGAUCAACAGAUUAGAGCAGUCCGAGCUAAGUGUUAUUGAAGAUACUACAACAUAUUCAGAAAUUGAAUGCUACGACCUGCUGAAAAGAAUUCAUGAAGGAAACAAGUCUACUGGUGGAUUGAAGUUUGUUACCGCUUGCUAUGGAAUCAUUGGAUUCAUAAAAUUUUUGGGACCUUAUUACAUGUUGCUUAUCACUAAAAGAAGAAAGAUUGGCACAAUAUGUGGCCAUGCAGUAUAUUCAAUCGCCAAGAGCGAGAUGAUUCCUAUACCAAAUCCUUCUCUGCACACAAAUGUGGCUUAUUCUAAGAAUGAGAACAGUUUUCGUUUGGACUUGCAUUUACUUGUUGUUGCUCUCCCUUUUCUACUGUUGAUAAUUAGAUACAAGAAGCUUCUACGCACAGUGGAUCUUACCAAGGACUUCUAUUUUAGCUACUCCUACCAUGUUAUGCAUAGUCUUCAAAAGAAUCUAAGCAAUCACGAAACAGGAUUAAUCCUCUACGAGACCAUGUUUGUCUGGAAUGAGUUCUUAACUCGAGGGAUUCGUAAUCAGCUCAAGAAUUCAAUUUGGACCGUGGCAUUGGUUUAUGGAUUCUUUAAACAGGUUAAACUUUCAAUAUCCGGGCGUGACUUCAAUCUAAUUCUUAUUGCCAGAAGAUCUCGUCACUAUGCAGGAACCAGAUACUUAAAACGGGGGGUUAAUGAGAAGGGUCGUGUUGCAAAUGAUGUUGAGACUGAACAAAUUGUUCUUGAGGAUGUAGCGGAAGGAAGUCCUAUACAAAUAUCUUCUGUUGUACAGAACCGGGGUUCAAUACCUCUCUUUUGGUCACAGGAGACAUCGAAACUGAAUAUCAAACCUGACAUCAUAUUAUCAAGGAAGGACGAAAAGUAUGAAGCCACCAAACUUCACUUCGACAAUCUAGUCAUGAGAUAUGGGAAUCCGAUUAUCAUAUUAAAUUUGAUUAAGACACGUGAGAAGAAGCCAAGAGAAUCUAUUCUCCGUGCAGAGUUUGCUACGGCUAUUGAAGUUAUUAACAAAGACCUUGCACAGGGAAACCGCUUGAAGUUCCUUCACUGGGAUUUGAGUAAAUACUCUAGAAACAAAGCAGCGAGUGUGUUGGCAUAUUUAGUCAAAGUAGCAGCCAAUGCAUUGGAUUUAACUGGCUUCUUUUAUUGUCAUGUACUCCCGUCUUCAAGCCAACUCCCGUGCAGCAACAACUGCUAUGGUGAUUAUUCUGAUGAGGACCUUUCCAAUGCGACUGAGGAUAUUUGCGAAUUGACCGAUAAAGAUAAGAUUAGUGACGUGGGUGGAAGCCAUUUUGUCAAGCCUCCGGUGUUCCAGAAAGGGGUUCUGAGAACGAAUUGCAUAGACUGUUUGGACCGCACAAAUGUGGCUCAAUACGUUUAUGGGCUGGUUGCUCUUGGCCAUCAGUUGCAUGCAUUAGGAUAUAUUGCUGUUCCAAAAAUAAGCUUAGACUCUGCUUUGGCUGAUGAUCUGAUGAAGACAUAUGAAGCUAUGGGCGACACACUUGCUCUACAGUAUGGUGGGUCUGCGGCCCAUAACAAGAUAUUUUCGGAGACAAGGGGUCAGUGGAAAGCAGCAACCCAGUCUCAGGAGUUAUUUAGAACUCUUCAACGUUACUAUAGUAAUGCCUACAUGGAUGCUGAGAAACAAGACGCCAUAAAUGUGUUUCUCGGACAUUUCCAACCACAACAAGGGAAGCCUGCUCUGUGGGAGCUGGAUUCUGAUCAGCAUUAUGAUGUUCGAAGCCGUGGUUCUGAUUUUGCAGAAGAAAAUGCUAGGUCAAUAAUUAAAAGGUCAUUAUCUGAUGGCAAUAUUCUUUCUGAAGACAACUCGCCUAUAGCCGAUGCAAAGGUUAUACAAAUGGAUAAUUCUCAUAUAGCACUGCCUGUUACGAUUAAAAGCUGUACUUUGGGGCUUUCGGAUUCAACUCCAGAAUUUUCAACUUGUGACAGUGAUGCAUCUUAUUCCAGGUACACAGCCUCAAUGUCACGCACACGGCUUUUCCAUGAUCCACAGCCAGAGAGGUAUCUUCAAAACGAUAGCACGUAUUAUGUUGAACGUGGUGAUUCAUCCAACUGUUCAAAUUUUCUCGAUGUUGAUUGGAUUUCAUCAUCUGGGAAUUCUUGCGAAGAUGAAACAUACGAAAGAUCAUUGCUUAUUGGGUCUCCAUCGGUUGGCAUGUCUUCCGGAGAGAUAAAACUUGAAACGAACUCAUCUUAUCAAUCUGGAUCCAGCUUGAAGUUGAACACUUGA